UCCAGCACAGCGCAGUGACACAGUUCCAGUUGCAUCCUUCCGGCCUGACCAUGAGUGAGGAAUCCAUCAUCCGUAUCCCCCCGUACCACUACAUCCAUGUACUGGACCAGAACACCAACAUCGCCCGCGUGGAGACCGGGCCCAAGACCUACAUUCGCCAGGACAAUGAGAGGGUGCUGUUCCGGCCCGUCCCUAUGGUGAUGGUGGCACCCCGCCACUACUGCGUGAUUCGGAACCCGGUGCUGAGGGACGCCGCCCGCGCCGUGCAGUUCGAUGGCAUCGGACAGGCCAAACUGAGGCACGGAGACCAGGAGAUCCGACUGUCCCGGGAUCCCUUCCCCCUCUACCCGGGAGAGGAGUUAGAGCAGGGUGUCACGCCGCUGACCGUGGUCCUCGCCAACACUGCGCUCCACCUGAAAGCUCUGCUGGACUUUGAAGAAGAUGAGAACGAGAAGUUUGUGGCGGGUGACGAGUGGCUGUUCGAAGGCCCAGGUACCUACAUCCCCAGGAAGGAGGUAGAGGUGGUUCAGACCAUCCAAGCCACUGUCAUCCGUCACAACCAGGCCAUCCGCCUUCGUGCCCGCAAGGAGUGCCAGGACAGAGAGGACCAUCCCCGAGUCACCGGGGAGGAGUGGCUGGUGAAAAAGGUCGGCGCCUAUCUUCCCGGCGUGUAUGAAGAAGUCGUAGACAUUGUGGACGCUUUCGUCUUGACGGACAAGAGAGCACUGCACAUCCGUGCCACCAAGACAUUCCGCGAUGAGAAGGGUAACCUGCGCCGUACAGGAGAGGAGUGGCUGGUGACCAUGGACGACGCUGAAGCAUACAUACCCAACGUGUAUGAGGAGGUGGUGGGGGUGGUGGACAUCACCACCUUGAACAGCCGGCAAUACUGCGUCAUCCUGGAUCCGGUGGGAGCCGAUGGCAAGCCCCAACUCGGACAGAAGAGGGUCAUGAAGGGUGAGAAGUCCUUUUUCCUGCAGCCGGGUGAGAAUCUAGAAUCAGGAAUCCAAGAUGUCUACAUCCUGUCUGAGGAAGAAGGAUUGGUUCUUAGAGCCUUGCAGGUCCUGGAGGAGAAGGAUGAGGAUGAGAACGUUGUUGAGCACAAGCCCGGUGACCGUUGGAUGAUUCGAGGCCCACUGGAGUAUGUGCCACCGGUAGAGGUGGAGGUUGUGAUUAGGAGGGAGUCCAUACCUAUGGAUGAAAAUGAAGGCAUCUACGUACGGGACAUCAAGACUGGAAAGGUCCGUUCCGUGGUGGGACAGACGUACAUGCUGACCCAAGACGAGGAGCUGUGGGAGAAGGAACUGCCGGCCAACGUGGAGGCUCUGCUGGCCUCUGGAAAGGAUCCCGUGGCCGACAGGUCCAACAGAGUCCAACAAGCACAGGAAACGCAGCCCCGAGACAAGACCAGGGCUGUCACCUACCGCGUUCCACACAACGCCGCCGUCCAAGUGUACGACUACCGAGAGAAGAAGGCCAGGGUGGUGUUUGGCCCGGAGUUGGUGAUUCUCGGCCCCGAUGAGCAGUUCACAGUCCUCAGCCUCUCCGGAGGGACCCCCAAACGCUCCAACGUCAUCAAGGCCGUCUGCCUUCUCCUGGGACCGGACUUCUGCACCGACCUUAUCAAUAUAGAGACCGCCGACCACGCCAGGCUCCAGAUCCAGCUAUCCUACAACUGGCAUUUUGAAGUAAACGACAAGACGGACUCAGCCGACGCAUCUAAUAUUUUUAGCGUUCCGGAUUUUGUGGGUGACGCAUGUAAAGCCAUCGCCUCUCGUAUCAGAGGAGCCGUGGCCUCUGUGCAGUUUGAUGACUUCCACAAGAACUCCAACAGGAUCAUCUGCUCGGCUGUGUUUGGAUUCGAUGAUUCGGUGAAGAUUCGCAGCUCCUUCAAAUUCCCACAAAAUAAUCUGGUCAUCACCAGUGUGGACAUUCAGUCAGUGGAGCCGGUGGACCAGCGCACCAGAGACGCACUGCAGAAGAGCGUCCAGCUGGCUAUAGAGAUCACCACCAACUCCCAAGAGGCCACCGCCAGACAUGAAGCGGAACGUUUGGAGCAGGAGGCGAAAGGUCGUCUGGAGCGCCAGCGCAUUACAGACCAAGCUGAAGCCGAAAAAGCCCGCAAGGAGCUUCUAGAGUUGGAGGCCCUCAGCACGGCGGUGGAGAGCACGGGGGCGGCCAAGGCUGAGGCUCAGUCCAAGGCUGAGGCUGCGAAGAUCGAGGGGGAAGGCGCUGUGCUGCAGGCCAAACUGCGGGCUGAAGCUCUGGCCAUUGAAACGGAGGCGGAGCUUCAGCGUUUGCGCCAGGCUCGCUCCGAGGAGCUGACAUACCUCCAGGAGAAGAACAAGCUGGAGAUUCUGAAGGAGUCGGAGGUCGCUAAUAUCGCUGUGAAGAAGUUCACUGGAAUGAUGGAGGCCAUUGGAGCCGAUACCAUCAGGGACAUCGCGCUGGCGGGACCCGAGCUACAGGUGAAGCUCCUGAAGGGUCUGGGGAUCCAGUCCACCCUCAUCACAGACGGCUCCACUCCCCUCAACCUCUUUGGCACAGCGACGGGUCUGCUGGGUCUCUCCGCUAAGCCUCACUCGGGGAAAGACGAAGACGCCUGAACUUCCCGCGGCUCCCGGG
Nanorana parkeri is the source of this 2625-nucleotide messenger RNA. It is a transcript of the gene MVP, whose product is annotated as major vault protein. Bases 51 to 2606 code for a protein of 851 amino acids. Lineage: Eukaryota; Metazoa; Chordata; Amphibia; Anura; Dicroglossidae. Gene Ontology annotation, cellular component: cytoplasm; nucleus. The transcript has 17 exons. The record is from RefSeq and is a predicted model, not a curated record.